This is a messenger RNA of Alternaria triticimaculans, 1548 nucleotides long. RefSeq lists its product as uncharacterized. The record is from RefSeq and is a predicted model, not a curated record. NCBI's taxonomy places the organism in Eukaryota, Fungi, Ascomycota, Dothideomycetes, Pleosporales, Pleosporaceae. The transcript is spliced from 2 exons. The coding region runs from base 1 to 1548 and encodes 515 amino acids.
AUGCGGUUCUCUGGCGUCGUUCUCGCCUCGCUGGCGUCCAUCCUUGUCCAUGCGCAGAACAACACCAAUACAACCUCAUCCUGGCCAUGGCAAACCUUCAAAUCUCGCCCGGGUUUCGAGCCCCCAGUACUUUCGGUCAACAAAACUGGUGACACAGCACCAGGAGUUAUUACUUUCCCUCAGAGUGGAGGUGGGGCUCACAACUACAGUCUGAACAUCUUCCAAGAAGAUGGCGAGUUGGUUUGGCAAUCUGGCUACGGCGACUACGCCGCCUUCAGAGUUUCUGAGCUCUUCGGCGAACCCGUACUGGCCUACUUCAGUGGCAUCUCUCUCACAGAACCUUGGGGUUUCGGGUAUGGAGUAAUCUACAUCCUCAACCAGCAAUACGAGAGCAUCUACAACGUCACUCUCUGGAACGAAACAUACCCACUUGAGAGCAUCUACCCGCUGUACGAUCCUACCCAGUACCAACCUUUCAGCUGGGUUGAUAUGCACGAGAAUCUUAUCACGCCUGAGGGUACGAUGUUCAUUGCCGCUGUGAAUGUCACGCCAUGGGAUUUAUCAUCCAUCGGCGGCCCAAAGGAUGGGUGGGUUGUGGAUUCCAUUGCGCUCGAGCUCAACGUUACGAACAGCGAGAUCCUUUGGCAGUGGAGCCAUCUUGACCACGUGGACGAAGUCUCGCUCGAAAGCGCUGUGCCAACGUAUCCGCUUGGUGAGCUAGGCAAGAACAGCAGUUACCCUUGGGGCCCUUUCCACAUCAACUCCAUCGAAAGAUUUGAGGAUGGAAGUUACUUGCUCUCUUCAAGGCAUUACUGCUCCAUCUACAAGGUUUUCCAAAACGGCACCGUGGCAUGGACUUUGAACGGACACUCCGGUGGCGACUUCGCCCUUGAGAAUGGUCUUUCUUUCUGCUACCAACAUGACGCGCGUAUUCAUCCGUCUCGUUCGCCCAACACCACCACCAUCUCUCUGUUCAACAACGACAACAGCGCCGUUGUACCUAAAGUCAACGAAACUACCGGAAUAUUCCUCUCCAUCGAUGAGCGCACGAUGACUGCGACAUUGCUACAAGAACUCGCUGACCCAGACGAUGUCAUCUACUCAGUCAGUCAAGGCAACAUGGAAGUUCUCCCCUCCAACCACUCUAUCAUGGGAUACGGCAGCGUCCCGGCUCUGAAGGAGUUUGACCAAGAUGGCGAUGUUGUAUUGACUGUGAAAUGGGGAGAACCAGAGAAGGUGCAGAGCUACCGCGCUUACAAGGCCGAGUGGGUUGGUAAGCCGAGCACCAAGCCUGAUGUGUACGCCUGUAAGGCGAGCAACGGCACAGAGGUCUACAUGAGCUGGAAUGGUGCCACUGAAGUUGACACGUGGUCUGUAUUUGGCGGUGCAUUCAACGGAACCCUUAGCAAGGUCGCCAGUGUUGAGAAGUCUGGUUACGAGACCAAGACAGUCGUGGGUCAUAAGCUUGGGUUCGUGAGGGUAGAGGCAAGUGGCGAGGAGAUUGAGACUGGUGUCUCGCGUGUCGCAGCGGUAUCGGAGAUGUGCUAG